ACCGGUAUGCGACACAUACAGUACAGAAACUUGAAUGGAACACGAGCAAACAUGAUAUUGUGCAAUAUUUAUGAAUCUGCUCGUUGUUUGAUGCAUUUAGAUGAAGGGAUGCAUAAUUUACUUCAUGUCAUUGACGUUUAUUCGACGUCAUAUGGAGGCUUUUAAAGAGAUAAAUAAAGUUACUGUCUAGGUGUCUAACGGAGGAUCUACGACCUUUGGUGCUGCAAACAUUACCGUAUGUUGUGUCAAAGGUAUCAUUUCGUCAUCAGCAUUGAACAUUUGCUCAAGAUUUGUUCAACGGAUAUUUGGAAAUCUUCCGAAUUUCAUUCACAUGCCAUUAAAGUUUUCUGAAGGGCAACCAAUUAGGAAAUCUGAUUUGAUCUGAUCGGAGUUUAUCAUGUUGAAUACUGCAAGGUCCAUGAGCACUGAGAUGGGGAAAAGUCCAAUACUGUCUGUACAGCCCAGUCGAGGUCUGGUGGAUGAGAUGUUUCAGAUCGUCAUAAUGAAUUUAUUGCCAAAUCAGAAGGUGACGCUGCACUCUUUACAUCAGUCAGAGGAUAAGGAUUUCUGGGAGGCAUUUGGACACUACAUCAGUGAUGAACAUGGAACAGUGACAGUGUCCAAAGAUGAAAGUUUGGGAGGAACUUAUGAAGGGACAGAGCCGAUGGGGUUGCUGUGGAGCAUGAGGCCUGUACCAGGAAGUCGAAGUGGACUCAGGUUGCGCAAGAGGGAUGUGAUUUUACCAAUGGUGGUUCACAUUUCCUUAUACAGUGGUCAUUUAUCUGAAGGCUUCAGACAGCAAACAGCUUUGGCAACCAGUGUCACAGAACGCUGGUAUAUAGCACCAGGUGUGCAGAGGUUGGAUGUUAGAGAAAGAGGAGUUCGAGGAACAUUAUUUCUUCCUCCUGGCCCAGGACCUUAUCCAGGAGUGCUGGACCUGUGGGGUGGAGGUGGUGGUUUAGUUGAGUAUCGCUCAGCCCUGCUUGCAUCUCAUGGUUUUGCCUCAAUGGCACUAGAGUACCUGAAUCCCACUGAGCAGAGAACAGCAGAUAUUGAUGCCACUUAUUUUGAGGAAGCAUAUAAGAUCCUUCACAAUCAUCCAAAAGUACAAAGGGGUCCAAUGGCUAUGCUUGGAUUAUCAUUUGGAGGUGCAGUUACACUCAGCAUGGCGGCCUACUCCAAAAUCAUCAAGCCCCAGUGCUGUGUGUGCAUUAGUUCAAGUCAUGUGGGUCCUGUGGAUAAAUCUCUCUUUGACAUAUUUGAGGAUAUGAAAAAGAAUGCGCAUAAGAUACGUGUGAAUGAUGAUAACCAGAUAAUCCACAGAGACCUUAUCCUGCCGAUUCCGUCAGACCUGACUCUCAAAGUGGAUGUUGGGAAAAUAAAGUGUCCGCUUCUGUUAGUGAACGGGGAUGAUGAUGAGAACUGGCCUUCUGUUGAAUCUGCUGAAGAUAUGAAAGAGAUUAUGAAGAAAGCAGGAAAUCUUCACUUGUUGGAAGUCUUGACCUAUCCUGGUGCCGGUCAUCUGAUUGAACCUCCUUAUACACCUCACUUCCGUGCAAGCAACUUUAUCAUUCACGGCGGUGACAAAAUUGUGAUGCUAUGGGGUGGACAGACCAAACCGCACGCUAACGCACAAGAGGAUGCAUGGAAAAAGAUUUUGGCAUUUCUGCAGAAGCACCUCUAUUUAAGUUUAAAUGGUGCAGUUAAAGCCAGACUUUAGAUGUUUCAUUACAACACUGAUAAAAAUCUCCAAUGGACAGUAAUUUUAAAUGAUUUCGAGCACUUUAAUUUUGAGAAAAAUAUGUUAUUAUUAGCGCUGUUCAAUAUUAACAUAUUUAUGUGCAAAGCAAAUUAUUUUAUUUACAGUUGUCAAUGCAUUUAAAAUUAUUUUUGAGCUAACUGGAAUUGAUUGGAGCUGCAUCAUGCGCACACACACACAUACAUAUAUACAUGCAAACAUACUAGGAUGGUCCUUAUUAUGGGUCAAACUCUCAUCCCCUAAAUGUGUUAGGAUAUCAAUAGAAACACACUGUGCAAAAUUACAGAAUUGUUCCUACAAUAUCUAGAGGUUGCUCAAAGCCUUUGAAAAUUUCCGAAAUCACAUAUUUUUGCAAAAAUUAUUAUUUAAAAACGCACAACACACAUAAAACUUGCUUUUUGGAGGGUAACUUUGUUCCAGUUAUUUCAGUCUCUUCUGAUCCGAGUAACCAUACAGCGGACUUGCUUCGUGUUGCUUCAGUCAUUGUCUCAGUGUAUAUUGACUAUUGUGCUUCAUUCACAUUGAAGCUUUCUUGCUUUGAAAGACAUUAUCACAAAUAAAACAGGAGUUUUAAUUGCAUGGAGCAUGGUCAAAUUAUUCCAUUGCUGCCAUAAGUAUAUAUUAAUAUAUAUUAAGUAUACAUGCUAGCACAAAACACAAAGAAUGUGUUAAACUUCAAAAGAUCUUGAACAACCUUUAAAUAUUAAUUAAUAUUGAAAAAAUGUUGCCCAAUUCUUUUUUUUUUAUUCAAACAUAUUGGUGGGUUGAGCGCAUGAUUGAACUUUUACAAGUUAAAAAAUAAGGACCACCCUAACGCACACCCUUUCCCUUUGUAUGUGAUAAAACUUGGGGCCCCCGGCACUAUCUUGAGUCCCCCAGUUUGAGAACCACUGUAUAGCGUACUGUAUGUUAAAUGGACUGUUUAACAAAAGCAAUCUGCAUUGUUUGUAUGGUGAAAAUCAGUGUUUACAAUGACUAAGUGACUUGCUACAGUUUUUGAAA
Messenger RNA from Paramisgurnus dabryanus, 2761 nucleotides. RefSeq names its product acyl-coenzyme A thioesterase 1-like. Gene Ontology annotation, molecular function: fatty acyl-CoA hydrolase activity. The record is from RefSeq and is a predicted model, not a curated record. Gene Ontology annotation, biological process: acyl-CoA metabolic process; fatty acid metabolic process. NCBI's taxonomy places the organism in Eukaryota, Metazoa, Chordata, Actinopteri, Cypriniformes, Cobitidae.